Molecule: messenger RNA, 801 nt
Organism: Plasmodium vivax (malaria parasite P. vivax)
Lineage: Eukaryota; Apicomplexa; Aconoidasida; Haemosporida; Plasmodiidae
Exons: 4
Coding region: 261-713 (150 amino acids)
Source: RefSeq, a predicted model, not a curated record
GAAAAAAAACGAAGUAAAAAACGCAGCAAAAAAAGAGGGAAAACACGGAGGAAAGGAAUCCCCUAUGUGCGUGUAAAUCACCGUGGGUCGCUCCCCCCCACUGUGUGUUCUCAACAGAGCGGGAGAACUCCCCGGGUUUAAUUGGCACACUGCUUGGCGCGUCACUCGCUCGAGUUAGCCAUUUCGGUGAGAUUGCCUAGGUGUGGCGACGUAGCUGUUGAGUUCGGCUCUCUAUCGAACGCGAUGCUACGUCAAACUGGAUGCUUCGUCCAACCCGAUGCUUCGUCACACCGCGCUGCAUAUCCGAGCCAACCGGGAGGAAACAAACUGCCAAGAUGGGAAAGAGCUGCAACGCGUUUGACCUCUUCAUGCACCAGUACAUCGUCAAGUACAAGAGCAGCAAAGUGUGUUACCUCUGCAAGAACAAAGUAACCGCCAACCACGUCGAAAAAAUGGAGGACGUCUGCCCCCAAAUGUGGAGGCACUUGCACGGCCUCACCAUGCAGCCCCAGUGCCCCCUGCAGAGCUUUGGCCAGGUACUGCGUGUAAAAGACCUACGGUUUGAGGAGCUCGAAAAGUACAGGGACGCCCUGCAGCGGAACGGAGGGAGGCACAUUCCUCCCUGCCACCCCGACUCUGCUCAACCGUUGCUAAUCAGCAAAGAGGAGGACCUUCCCCCCAAGAUGCCUUUCACUCUCCCGGCUUGCAUUUAAAAAAAGGAGCGUUUUAUUUAUUUUAUUUUUUUUCAACUUGGCGAAGUGCCCAUUUCGCACGGGGGCAGUUAAGACAGUGGGAGCAGCU